AUGGCUGCACCCGGGAAGACCCAUCCAAUGGAAGAAGACCAGCGAUAUCCCAUUGCCACACUGUUUCCCCCGAAGAGUGAUUCGCCCGCACGUUCAGUCUCGACCUUUUUAGAGUCGAGCAACGGAGGUUCAAUAUACAACGCACUUAGGGCAACCUCCGACGAUGACAGCGUGACAACGCCCGGGAACCACAGCGACAACCGCCCGCUUGAGCGCGUGGACACGAGAAUGGCCGCUAAUGUCGCUACCUUCCACUCUAUCUCGCGAGAACAAGGCCGCGCAUAUGGAGGCUCGGCCCCUGACCCUCCUAUAUGCGAUCCGGACGAGAUUAGCAGGCCCCCGCGUGCGCACUUGGUGGCCGAUAAAUUGCGAACGGCGGGUGAAGAACUGAAAGGAUGGUCAAUGCCAGACCACCUAUCGGAAUUUCAUGAAACCAGCGGAUCUAGUCCGGCGAAAGAUCCCAGCGUCGAUGUUGAUAAAUCAGCGGAUGCAGCUUCAUCAUCGCCAAAGUGGCCGGCGAAUAUUCAAUCGCCCGUAAGCCCUACCCUUCCGGAAUUCCCACCACCUACUCGAGCGCCCACGCCUCCUGGUCUUCCAACAUUUGGCACAGAGGAAGCCAGAACAUAUGACUUCCGUAUUGGGGCUGAUCAUCCAGUCCCUAGCCGUAGUGAGUCAUUGCUACGCCGACUUUUUCAGCGGACUCCUGCAACCAACGCACCUUCCACGGCUGAUCGACAGGGACGUACACGAGUGUACGCAGAAGAUGGCACCGCUGUUCUAGGAAGCUUCCCACAGCGGCAAAGUGGUCAUGGUACAAGUAUAUUGAAGGGGCCGAAUGAUCAUCCAUUUCACCAGGGCAAUUUACCUCUCGCUCAGUGCGAUGGGCCGACCACAGAGACAAACGACGCGGUGCCUGAAGGGGCAGAUCCUACCGGUACUUCCUCCUCGAGUGAUCGAAGUGCGAGAGAUGCAGAAGACGAAGCCACAUUGCGCUGGUUAGAGGAGAAUAUGCCAAGGUCGCUGGCUACUGAUUCCGCGGCACCACCCAAUGGUACGCUAAACCCGGCAUUGCUACACCAAGGGCCCCCUAAUGCGAGGAUUGAAUCAUAUCAGACUUGUGUAUCUCGAGUGCCAGAAACCACAUGGCGGCUCGUUGUACGGGUUUUCUCGAACCUUUCAGAGUCGUUAUACUUCGCACCGACACAGUCGCAUUCUGCUGCGCCCCUCAAUCCGCAAGAGGCGGACACAGUUCAGGGAAACGAUCGUGACAAUGAUACGCCAGAGUGGUGGAAAUUUGUUAAGAAACGAGCAAAGACUACAUGUUGCUGCUGCCAUGGGUCGGAUGAAUCAGAGCAUCUGAAUCCAUCAGAUGGCGUAAAUCCGAACACGACGAUGAACACCACUACACAAGACACAUAUGUAACUGCGCGUGACCAGACCUCUAACGAGUCUCAGCAGCAUCCGUCAACUGCUUCUCCCGAAGGGCCAGCCAAUUCAUGA
This is a messenger RNA of Aspergillus mulundensis, 1500 nucleotides long. RefSeq lists its product as uncharacterized. The record is from RefSeq and is a predicted model, not a curated record. The transcript has a single exon. NCBI's taxonomy places the organism in Eukaryota, Fungi, Ascomycota, Eurotiomycetes, Eurotiales, Aspergillaceae. The coding region runs from base 1 to 1500 and encodes 499 amino acids.